GACGGAAAGGGGGGCGGAGCCGAAGACGCCAGGGCCAGAAAGGGCAUGUGUACAACGCGUACUGGCUGUCAGCUGUUCAGCCGCUCCAGCAUCACGUUACUUUAAACUCGUUUUAAAGUUCAAGUGGAAGUCCACCGAGUCGCUGUCGACGCGAGGAACCGCUGCUUAAGUCGUCAACAUUUUUUAUUUUUUAGGGAGGAACCCUUCGAGCGGCGCGCCUCUAUUUCCACACGGAAUUCUGUCACGCCGGGACCGUAAAUACACCGUCGUAGCUGUUCCCGCGGCCCGGGCUGAGCUAGCUAGAGAGACGGGGUUUGGAGGCGCAGAUGAUGGAGACCUGACGGAAGAACCGCAGCCGCGUCAAUGACACGAACCGCUGCCUUCACUCGACGCGACAGCAGAGCCGUUAAGUUCGCGGGUUCCGGUGCGGAAGUGAGACCAUAAAUUCUGAGUGAUGGAGUCGUGUCGGCGGACGGGACUCAACGGGGUCUUGUGCUCGCUGUCGCUGCUGUGCGUCGUCCUGGACAUCCAGCUGGACGGUGUCUUUGGGGCGACUCAUGUCGAGAUCGAGCACCACUUGGAGAUGGGCCGAAAGCUUCUGGCUGCUGGUCAACUGGCCGAAGCCUUGUCGCACUACCACUCUGCCGUGGAGGGAGACUCAAAGAAUUACCUGACCUACUACAAGCGAGCUGCCGUGUUCCUGGCUCUGGGAAAGUCCAAAUCUGCCCUGCCGGACCUGACCCGAGCCAUCCAGCUCAAGCCUGACUUCCUGGCUGCCCGGUUGCAGAGGGGGAAUAUCCUGUUAAAGCAGGGCAGCACGCAGGAGGCCAGGGAGGACUUUGAAGCAGUGCUGCAGCGCUCACCAGAUCACGAAGAAGCUCAGGAGCAGCUGAUGAGAGCGAACGAGCUGGAGGAGCUGCAGGAGGACGCCAACGCCGCGUACCACCAAGGGGACUACGGCGCCACCAUCGGCGUGCUGGAGAGAGUUAUUGAGAUCUCUCCCUGGGAUCCGGAGUCGCGGGAGCUCCGCGCGGACUGCUACAUCCGGCUGGGAGACCCACAGAAGGCCAUCCAGGAUCUGACGCCGACCACGAGGCUGCGAAACGACAACCGCGCCGCCUUCCUGAAGCUCAGCACGCUGCACUACGGCCUGGGGGACCACCACGAGUCGCUCAAUCACGUCCGGGAGUGCCUGAAGCUGGACCAGGACGACAAAGAGUGCUUCGGCCACUACAAGCAGGUGAAGAAGCUCAGCAAGCAGCUGGACGCGGCGGAGGAGCUCAUCGAGCAGGACAGGCAUCAGCACGCCAUCGACAAGUACCAAUCGGUGAUGAAGACGGAGCCGAACGUGGCGUUCUACACCAACCGGGCCAAGGAGAGGAUCUGCUUCUGCCUUGUGAAGCUUGGCCUGGCCCAGCAGGCCAUCGACGCGUGUUCAGAGGCUCACCAGCGGGACCCGCGAAACGCCAACGUCCUGCGAGACCGAGCCGAGGCGUACAUCCUGAACCAGGAGUACGAGAAAGCCGUGGAAGACUACCUCGAGGCGAAGGAGUUGGACAGCGACGGCGAGCGCAGCGACCUCAAAGAAGGGCUGGAACGAGCCCAGAAAAUGCUCAAAGUCUCUCGUAAGAGGGACUACUACAAGAUCCUCGGGGUCGGCAGGAGCGCCAACAAGCAGGAGAUCAUCAAGGCGUACAGGAAGCUGGCGCAGCAGUGGCACCCCGACAACUUCCAGUCCGAGUCGGAGAAGAAAGAGGCGGAAAAGAAGUUCAUAGACAUCGCGUCGGCUAAAGAGGUUCUCACCGACCCAGAAAUGAGGCAGAAGUUUGACGCGGGGGAGGAUCCCCUGGACCCCGAGAGCCAGCAGGGCGGUGGGGGAGGCGGGGGCCAGGGCUGGCCUUACCCCUUCAACCCGUUCGAUUCCGGCGGCAGCUUCCACUUCAAGUUCCAACACAACUAGAGAGGAGGACUCUGCGGGGGGAGGGAGGAGGAGAGGGAGGAGGAGACGGGACUCAUUCGGGAGACGAGCAGCAGCAGCAGCACCGGCGGACUGACGGAGAAAGUCUUCCUCAGAACAUGUGCUUCAGCUCGGACAGUUUGUCGGUCACUUGAACAUUUGAUUUGUAAAGCAGUGGAGGGCUUGAGCUGUUAAAAAAAAAAAAAAAAAAAAAACUAACUGAACUUGUCACCACUAAAACUAUGGACCUGACUCCAAGGAAACAAAUUUGUGUCAGCGCUUGAGAUCUUUUAGGAUGGGGGGGGGGGGGGACUGUGCGACUUUUGGAGUCUGUCCGCCCUUCGUCGUUUCUUUCUUCGUGCCAUUCUUUCAGCCUUCGUCGAGGGACUUGUUUUUAACGCGGUAGCCGCUCGGACAUCGGGUCGGUUCCCGCUGGCUUCAACCCUUUUCUGUACUGGAGAACCACGGUUUUUACACAUCGUGGCGGCGGAAGGUUUAUGUUGUUGAGCUUCUCCCUUGAUGGAAAAUAGUCUUCCGCUCUAGUAAAGGAAACUCGUGGGUGUCAAAGCUUCGAAAUCCUAGGGAUCUUUAAAUUAGUGACUGUGGUUUUGUUUUGUUUUUUGCUUUUAUUCCCACCGGGUAACCUUUGAGGUAAUGUGUAAAUUCAGUUUUUUUUUCUUCUCAAUUACAAUUUCAAAAGGCUGUAACAUCUAGAUCCAAAUUAUGGGUGUAACUUGGCUGAAACUCCCAGGUAAACAAAGCGAAUGUCCUGGACUAGAGCCGCAGCGAUUGAUGACUGACUCAAGACGUGUAGUAUUUAACUCUUCCUUUUCACUUCAAAGCAAAUCUUUGAAAACCUGCACUUUUAAACUUUUUUUUUUUUGAAAAUCUGCCCGUCUUCUCCACUCCUGACACAUUACUGCGGGUUUUUGUUUUUUAAAAGCCCUUCAAAAGACUCUUUACAGACCAAGUGUGUCCGGACUGGUUAUCAGAGACUCAUUCACAAAAGUGCACAUUUUAAAUGUGAGGCGGCUCUGGGGUGGUACAUUAGAAAGUCUGUGACUUUGUGAAUGAGGCUCCAACCAGGAAAGACACAUGGAAGUUUAACGGUGUUCUAAAGAUGACCUUAUUUUAAAGAUUUGACUUAAGUUAUUUAGUCCAAAAUUGCUUUAAAAGUGACUCAACUGUGUAAAUCAAACAGAACCGGCUCUUUGUAUUUAAAUCGACGGAGUGGGGCAGUGUUAAUUUGCUGGUCUUCUUUUUAGGACUUUCUGCUGUUAGUGGCAUCGAUUUUACUGUUGCCAAAGUGCAUCGUCUGACAUGCUCCAGCGUAUUAAAAUAUUGAACCAACAAA
Pungitius pungitius (ninespine stickleback) is the source of this 3311-nucleotide messenger RNA. RefSeq names its product DnaJ (Hsp40) homolog, subfamily C, member 3b (gene dnajc3b). NCBI's taxonomy places the organism in Eukaryota, Metazoa, Chordata, Actinopteri, Perciformes, Gasterosteidae. The record is from RefSeq and is a predicted model, not a curated record. Gene Ontology annotation, cellular component: endoplasmic reticulum. The transcript has 12 exons. Gene Ontology annotation, molecular function: protein-folding chaperone binding; misfolded protein binding. Gene Ontology annotation, biological process: protein folding in endoplasmic reticulum. The coding region runs from base 455 to 1960 and encodes 501 amino acids.